UGGUCAUAUUUUAAUUCCACCAAUUGUUCUAUUGGUGAAGUCUUCUUGUUGUACAAUUCUGAAUUUGAAAUUUUUAUUUUUAAUUAAUUGGUAUGCCAGUUCGGAUUUUUGGAGUCACAGGAAUGUUGGUGUGGUUCCUAGUUGUUGUAAUAUUUGUGGUCUUUGCGGUGAUCGAAAGAUUAUAGUGUAUCUUCAUUGGUAA
Racocetra persica is the source of this 202-nucleotide messenger RNA. The record is from the annotation of a GenBank genome assembly. Lineage: Eukaryota; Fungi; Glomeromycota; Glomeromycetes; Diversisporales; Gigasporaceae.